Fopius arisanus is the source of this 1109-nucleotide messenger RNA. RefSeq lists its product as uncharacterized. The coding region runs from base 66 to 1046 and encodes 326 amino acids. The record is from RefSeq and is a predicted model, not a curated record. The transcript has 6 exons. Lineage: Eukaryota; Metazoa; Arthropoda; Insecta; Hymenoptera; Braconidae.
AAAAUCGUGAUUCUGAAAAAAAAAAUCCUUGAACCGAGUCGAAGUAAAAAUUCUUCUCAGACAAAAUGUCUUGUUCCGUGUGUGGGAUUGAAAGAUCAUAUCUUACACAACAUCUCUGUUUUCAUCGAUUACCUAAGAAUGCAGACAUAAGGAAGAAAUGGUUGGAUGUCUUGCAAAAAGGAGAUGUGAAACGUCUUCUUGUUUGCAGUAAUCAUUUCAGACCGGAGGAUUAUCGACAAUUUUCUGUAAAACCUUUAUUGAAACCUGAUGCUGUACCACGUCGAGAGCUUGUGGAAUUAUUUCUGCGGGGGAAGCCAACAAAGAAAAGUCAACAUGCUGCAUUGGUCGAAGCAUUUAAUUGGGACACUGUGGCCGAUGAACAUAAUUAUUAUUGUAUGGACAAACCAAAAGCAAAGGGAUCAGUCCCUGUCUAUGUUAAUGAGGUAGAAAUAGCACAUGAGAAAUCCGGUGUUGCUGAGGAACAUGUUCAAUACGAGGAAUUUAAUCCUGGAAGUCCAGACUAUGACGGAUUCGAUCCUGAAAGCCCGGAUGAUUGUAAAGAGUCAAUUGAUGUCAAUGAUGCUAAAAAGACACCACUUGAGACAAAUGAUAAUAGCAUUGAGUUUGUGGAUGUAAAUUCCUGUAAAAUCGAUCCCGAUGUUGAGAGGGAAACUUCUGAGCAAGACGAUAAUUCUGAUUACGAGGAAUUAUUGAAAAAUCUGUAUGGGAAUCAAGUGCUUCGAGACGCUUCGAAUGUAACAUGUUCAGAAACUAUAGCCGAUGCGUUCUUGAAAAGGAAAUCGAAUUCUGAGCCUGAACGCACCAUUUCAGCCCAGCGAAGAUGUAUAGGUAAAAACAAAGUAUUUCGUCGUGACGAUUUUGCAAACGACGCGUCAUGGCAUCGAUUCUUGAAUUAUUAUGAGAGCAGGAGAAAGGAGAUUUCGUCACUUAAACAGAAAAAUGACCGGUUGAAUAAUAAAGUUACCAUGUACAAAAACAUGGUUGAGCAUAUGAUGAAGAAAAACCGCUGUAAUGUAGAUGUGUAAAAAGGCAAAAUAGUUUGCGAGAGGCUGUGUUUUAAAAUAAAAUUUUGCAUUCAUGUGUUCAUA